Molecule: messenger RNA, 1482 nt
Organism: Durio zibethinus
Lineage: Eukaryota; Viridiplantae; Streptophyta; Magnoliopsida; Malvales; Malvaceae
Product: Ankyrin repeat family protein
Biological process (GO): protein K6-linked ubiquitination
Cellular component (GO): BRCA1-BARD1 complex; BRCA1-A complex
Molecular function (GO): ubiquitin-protein transferase activity; protein binding
Source: RefSeq, a predicted model, not a curated record
CGCUCUUUUAAUUAUAUGAGAUUUGGUUAUUUGAUAGCAAAUUAUACAACACAUUUUGGCCAUCCAAAUCUUUUGCAAUGUAUGUAUGCCCUUUCAUAUCAUCGAAGUUUUAUUUUGUGAUAUCCAACAUCAUCUGGAUGGGUUUAUUUGUUUUCGAACCCUAAAAAACCCAACUGUUCUCGCAACAGAACCAAUUGGACCUUGGGCUACACAUAUCAUCUUGGGCUCAAAUUUUCAAAUUCUAAUUCUAUCUUUUUUUUUUUUUUUGAAAGAUUUUAGAUUGUAUAUUUAAUUCUAAAAAUAACGACAAAAGAAACUUUUAAGAGAGCGGCAGCACGUGGCUCAAACGCGCUUCCAUAUCUAGUGUUUAGGUCAGACUGUGAGAGGACGAAUCAAUCAAAAAUUAAGAGGAAGAAAGAAUGAGUAGGAUUAGGGUUAGGGGAGACAUACACGCAGCGGCAAGGUCAGGUGACCUUUCAACACUUGAAUCGAUUCUGGCAUCUAACCCUUUGGCUGUUAACUCCAGAGAUAAGCACUCCAGAACUCCACUACAUUUAGCAGCAUGGUCUGGGCAAGCACAGGUUGUGAGUUAUCUGUGCAAGCAAAAAGCAGAUGUUGGUGCUGCUGCCAUGGAUGACAUGGGUGCGAUUCAUUUUGCAGCCCAGAAAGGACAUCUAGAGGUAGUCCGGACUUUGCUUUCAUCAGGAGUUUCAGUGAAAGCUGCCAAUCGCAAGGGAUUCACUCCGCUUCACUAUGCUGUUCAAGGGUCCCAUCUAGAAGUAAUUAAAGUCUUGUUAAAGAAAGGUGCGAGUCUUAGUGCCAAAACAAAAGCAGGGAAAACCCCACUUGAUCUUGCAGUUAGUGAAGAAAUUCGCUCAUAUUUGAAAGAAUGUGAACAAUCUCCUAUGGAAGCAAAUGUGAAGGGUAAAGAGAAGAUUGAAAAACGUGAUUCAAGGGCACCAUUGCUAGAUAAAACACAAAAUUCUGAUGAAGCUACUGCAGCUGAGCAAGAACAGCAAGAGGAUGAGAGAGUGAAAAGGAAAGGUGAUGAUGAUAACCUGGAAGCUUUAUCAGAACCUAAGAAACCAAGGGUUGUUCUUAAACACCUUCUGAGUGCAGAUGACACUCAGGAAGACGAAGAAACCUCGUAAGGACACUAGAGUGGAAAAAAGACUAUUCCACAAGCAUUGCUUGGACCAAAAUUGUUACAAGAUUGUAUGGAAGGAAAUCUAUUUUCUGGUGAUUCAAUUAUUGUAAGGCUAACAACAAUAGAAGUACCCCUAAUCUUUCCUGCUUCCUUAUGAUCAGUUUAUGUAGGUUAAUUUUUGUUGUUUGUGCAUUUUGAAUUGAACCCCCGCAUGCUUCCUGUUUCAAUGGUCAGCAUGUUGUGUGAUCUCCUCCUAUCACUUAAAAUUUUAGUCAGUAUUUAUUCGAAAAAAAAGUUUAGUAUUAAUAUUACUACAAAUGAAGGUUACAAGUGAA